This is a messenger RNA of Metarhizium brunneum ARSEF 3297, 1047 nucleotides long. RefSeq names its product DNA repair protein rhp51 (gene rhp51). Gene Ontology annotation, cellular component: condensed nuclear chromosome. The record is from RefSeq and is a predicted model, not a curated record. Lineage: Eukaryota; Fungi; Ascomycota; Sordariomycetes; Hypocreales; Clavicipitaceae. Gene Ontology annotation, molecular function: DNA strand exchange activity; ATP-dependent DNA damage sensor activity; double-stranded DNA binding. Gene Ontology annotation, biological process: DNA strand invasion; double-strand break repair via homologous recombination; chromosome organization involved in meiotic cell cycle.
AUGGCUGACGAAUACGACGAAGCCCAAGCGGGUGACGAUGGUGGCAUGACAGGACCUGGAGCUCCCACGCCGCUCACAGCCUUGGAGGGAAUUGCUGGUUUAACAAAACGCGACAUUCAACUCGUCAUGGAUGGCGGAUUUAAUACGGUGGAGUCUGUGGCAUAUACUCCUCGUCGAAUGCUGGAACAAAUAAAAGGCAUUUCGGAACAAAAAGCACAGAAGAUUCUGGGAGAAGCCUCCAAACUUGUUCCCAUGGGGUUCACGACCGCCACCGAGAUGCAUCAGCGACGAAGCGAACUCAUUUCCAUCACAACGGGAUCCAAGAACUUGGACACACUUCUCGCGGGCGGCAUCGAAACUGGCUCAGUCACCGAGUUAUUUGGCGAAUUCAGAACCGGAAAGAGCCAGAUUUGCCACACGUUGGCUGUGACGUGUCAGCUGCCUUUUGACAUGGGCGGUGGUGAGGGCAAGUGUCUGUAUAUUGACACCGAGGGAACUUUUCGACCAGUGCGACUCCUUGCCGUCGCCAACCGCUUUGGGCUAUCUGGAGAGGAGGUUUUAGACAAUGUGGCUUAUGCUCGUGCUUACAACUCUGACCAUCAGCUUCAACUGCUGAAUCAAGCUGCUGCCAUGAUGUGUGAGACCCGGUUCUCAUUGCUCGUCGUUGACAGUGCAACUGCUCUGUAUCGUACAGAUUUCUGUGGUCGUGGAGAGCUAUCCAACCGACAGACACAUUUGGCAAAGUUUAUGCGUACGCUACAGAGAUUGGCUGAUGAGUUCGGAAUUGCUGUGGUGAUCACCAACCAGGUUGUCGCUCAGGUCGACGGUGGACCAAGCUCCAUGUUCAACCCCGACCCAAAGAAGCCCAUCGGUGGCAAUAUUAUUGCCCACGCUAGCACGACUCGUAUCAGCUUGAAGAAGGGACGCGGUGAGACAAGAAUCGCCAAAAUCUAUGAUAGUCCGUGUCUGCCUGAGAGCGAUACGUUGUUUGCUAUCAAUGAGGAUGGUAUUGGCGACCCUGCUCCGAAGGAUAUGGAGAAGGAUUAG